AGAGAGAGAGAGAGAGAGAGAGAGAGAGAGAGCGCAUAUGGGCGUGAAUUUUCCAGGCACCAGCUCCUCCAGGCUGAAUUGCAACUCCCAAAAUAGCAGCACUGCGAAUUCUGGAUCCUCUGAGAAAAAAAAAUGGCUGAAGUAGUUUCACCAAUAACUCGACAAGUAACUAAAGGAAGCCAGGAAAAUGUGACCUGUUUUGUGGAUAUUAAUCUCAGAGACGUCGAAGACUGUUUAAUUUACGACCGGCAUGGAGUUUCUAUUCCGUUCAAGACCCUAUACCAAGACAGGAAAUCGGUCAUAAUUUUUGUGCGGAAUUUCUUGUGCUACAGCUGUAAAGAGUAUGUUGAUGAUUUGGGAAAAAUACCCAGAGAAGUACUGGAGGAUGCUGAAAUUAGACUGGUCGUGAUAGGUCAGUCCGCUUAUCAUCACAUAAAGUCGUUCUGCUUGCUCACGGAGUAUCCUUAUGAAAUAUAUGUGGACCCAGAGAGGCGCAUUUACCAAAAGCUGGGGAUGAAGAGAGAGGAGACAUUCACAGACUCUGCACAGCCUAGUCCCCAUGUGAAGUCUGGCGUUUUUAUGGGCCAAAUCAAGACUAUAUGGAGAGCCAUGACUAGUCCUGCCUUUGAUUUUCAGGGUGACCUACAUCAACAAGGUGGAGCCAUCAUUGCAGGACCUGGCUCCAAAGUCCAUUUUUCCCAUCUUGACAUGAACCGCCUGGACCACAUGCCCAUCAACUGGCUCCUUCAGCUUGCAGGAGCUCAGAAAACGAUUGACUUCAGCGAUAAGCCGAAAAUCAUUCACAUCUAG
Messenger RNA from Haplochromis burtoni (Burton's mouthbrooder), 810 nucleotides. RefSeq names its product peroxiredoxin like 2C (gene prxl2c). The transcript has 6 exons. The coding region runs from base 133 to 810 and encodes 225 amino acids. Lineage: Eukaryota; Metazoa; Chordata; Actinopteri; Cichliformes; Cichlidae. The record is from RefSeq and is a predicted model, not a curated record.